AUGAGUAGGAAUCAGGACGUGUUCCCUGUGUUGGACCUAGAGGAGCUGGUUAUAUGUCUACAAAGCUGUGAUUUUGCGCUGGCCACGCAGGAAAACAUUGCUAGGCCGACUUCAGACUAUAUGGUAACUCUUUACAAGCAGAUCAUUGAAAACUUCAUGGGCAUUUCUGUGGAAUCACUGUUGAAUAGCAGCAACCAGGAAACAGGCGAGAAUUACUUGCAGGACGAGAAUGAGAAUAUUUACUCUGACACAUUGAAUGUGCUGGUGCUGAAUAAGAUUUGCUUUAAGUUCUUUGAGAAUAUUGGUGUCCAGGAUUUCAAUAUGACUGAUUUGUAUAAGCCUGAGUCACAGAGAACCCAGCGUCUCCUAAGUGCGGUGGUGAAUUACGCUCGCUUCAGGGAAGAACGAAUGUUUGAUUGUAAUUCCUUUAUCCUCCAAAUGGAAUCUUUAUUAGGGCAGCUUCGAUCCAAAUUCGACGAUUAUAACUUAAUCCAACAACAACUGAAACAGUAUGAGGAUUUAGGCGGGGCAAAUAUUCCUGAUGGAGAAGAGCUGCAAAAAUUAGAAGAACAAAACAAAGACCUGGAGAUUCAGUUGAAAAAAUUGACCAAGAUUCAAGAAACGUUAUCCAUAGAUUACAAUGAUUACAAGAUCUCUAAGCAAACUAUAUUCAAAGAGCUGGAAACGCUGAGCUUCCAAAUAGUAGAGCUGGAGUCCAGCCGAGAUAAACUGAUCAAGAUUUCCAACACAGACACCAAAGAGUUGACUGAAGGGAUCAAAGAGUUGAGUGAUCUGCUAAAACAAAGGAAAAAGACCUUGAACGAUUUGACUGUGCAGCAAAAGAGCUUGCAGGACACAGUGGCGACGUUCGAAACCAUAAUCAGCGAGCUUUAUGACGUGCUGAGAAUAAUUUCUAGCGAAGUGCAAGAAUCUAAUCGAACGGAAACAGAACUGAUGGGAUUGAAGCAAAACUUAAUCAACAAUAAACUGAAACUGUUGAACGUGUUGGAGACUGGGAUCUUAUACAAGUUAGAGAUUUUACAAGAGCAACUGGAUUUACAACUAAAAAACUUGGAGAAAUUAUCAAAGGAUACUGAAGACGAAUCGCGAUUGAACGAUUCCAAGUUAAACGAAAUGCAAAUCAAAUACGAAAAUGAAAUCAAACCCAAGAUUGACAAGACAGAUGUUUUUAUUCAAGAUGAACUAAUCAAUGGUAAAAUUAAUAAAUUAAAUGAUGAAAUUAAACAAUUACAAAAAAACUUUGAAAUGGAAAUUAAAGAGAUUGAAAUUGAGUAUUCUUUGUUAUCUGGUCAUAUUAAUAAAUACAUGAAUGAAAUGCUUGGAUAUAUGCAGUAG
Molecule: messenger RNA, 1356 nt
Organism: Saccharomyces eubayanus
Lineage: Eukaryota; Fungi; Ascomycota; Saccharomycetes; Saccharomycetales; Saccharomycetaceae
Gene: NUF2
Product: kinetochore-associated Ndc80 complex subunit NUF2
Exons: 1
Coding region: 1-1356 (451 amino acids)
Biological process (GO): meiotic chromosome segregation; mitotic spindle organization; attachment of mitotic spindle microtubules to kinetochore
Cellular component (GO): kinetochore; Ndc80 complex
Molecular function (GO): protein-containing complex binding
Source: RefSeq, a predicted model, not a curated record